This is a messenger RNA of Dentiscutata erythropus, 1412 nucleotides long. The record is from the annotation of a GenBank genome assembly. Lineage: Eukaryota; Fungi; Glomeromycota; Glomeromycetes; Diversisporales; Gigasporaceae.
AUGGCUGGUUUUCUUGGUAUCCCGCCAGCAGUGCUCACAGAUUCUUAUAAGCCUACUCAUGCGUUUCUGUACCCCGAGUCUAUCAAGAGUGUAGCGUAUGGUGAAUUUAGAAGCGGGUUUAAUGGUGACAAAGAAGAUACUCGUUUAUUAUUUCAUGGGAUUCGAUACAUAAUUGAAAACUAUGUUUCUGUGAAAUGGACUUUACAAGAUGUUGAAUUGGCAGAAAAAUUCUAUGAAACUCAUAAUGCCGGAUACAAAAAUUUUCCUUUUCCAAAAGACUUGUUUCUCAAGUUUAUUAAAGAAAAUGACGGGUACUUUCCAGUAAAAAUUGAAGCUUUACCUGAAGGUACUGCUUGUCAUGUACAUACUCCUGUUUAUCAGAUUACAGCAGAAAAAGAUUAUUCAUUACUGUAUCCAACAACUGUGGCAACACUUUCACGCCGUGCACGUGAUGUCAUUGAACAAGCAUAUAACGAUACCGUUGAUGAAGAUGGAUAUUGGUCAUUGGAAAGUCGAUUACACGAUUUUGGCUUCCGGGGAUGCACUUCAUUAGAACAAUCUGUAAUUGGGGGAACUGCCCACCUGAUCAAUUUCACUGGAUCUGAUACAAUGAGUGCUGGUUUCUAUGCUCAAUUUAAACUCAAUAAUGGAAAUCCUAUCGCUACCUCCAUCCCAGCAACUGAGCAUUCUGUUAUGACAGCGCAUAAGACUGAAAAAGACGCUAUUUUGCGUAUGAUCGAUCGGUUUGGUUUUGGAGUGUUUGCUUGUGUGAUGGACUCUUUUGAUUAUGCCAACGCGUUAAAUAAUAUUUUGCCAUCAAUUGCUGCUCAAAAGGUUGAAAAGGGUGGUUUCAUGGUUCUUAGACCUGAUAGUGGUGAUCAAGUGGAAGGUUAUAAACUUAUUAAAGGUUGUGGUGUUAUUCAAGGUGACGCUGUUACCAUCGACUCCAUGAAAAAAAUUUUGCGUGCCGCCAAGGAAGCAGGUUAUUCGGCACAAAAUAUCGCGUUUGGUAUGGGUGGUGGACUAUUACAGAAAGUUAAUCGCGAUUCAAUGAGCUUUGCUACAAAAUUGUGUCAUAUAACUUAUGCUGAUGGAUCUCAAAGGGAUAUCAUGAAAUUUCCAAAGACAGAAACCGGAAAAAUUAGUUUGCCCGGUGAAUUUGUCGUCAAGAAAAAUGAACAUGGAGUGCCAAUCGUUUAUCCUAAAGAAUGCUGUGCUGAAAAUGAUCCUGAAAACCUCCUGCGUGUGGUUUAUGAUAAUGGUAAAGUCAUUGAAUGGGAUGAUUUCGAUACUAUUCGUAAACGUGCAGCUAAGGAAUGGUCAUGUUUACCGCGCUCCUACGACAAUAUUAGUCCGGAACUUAAAGCGAAAAUUUCAAAAUGCAUUCAAGAGAUCAAAAGCAGACUAGAAAA